Molecule: messenger RNA, 1182 nt
Organism: Paraglomus brasilianum
Lineage: Eukaryota; Fungi; Glomeromycota; Glomeromycetes; Paraglomerales; Paraglomeraceae
Source: the annotation of a GenBank genome assembly
AUGGCAGACAAGGCAAACGGAACAAACAGUCAUGAAAUCGAAUACGUCGAACGCGAUGAAAUCUACGAAACAAAAUCCGAGUUCUUAGAAAAACUGUUUACAUAUUCCGUCGUAAAAGACGCCUACAUUUACGUCAACAAUAAUAAAAUCGGCAAUGCCGCUAUCAACGCAGUAAGCACCGUCGGCAAAAUAACAACGGCUCCAGUCAUGUCUAGAUUUCCAGAGAUGUCCAAAAAUGUUGAUCAUUUCGCUGCUGGAGGUGUAGCUCUUGUAGGUGACACCUUCCCUCUAACCAAAGCAUCCGCUGGAGAAAUCAUCACCGGAGUCACCACUCCCGCCAAACAAACCAUUUCCUCCAUUCAAUCAACAAUCGACACAAAGGUCACUACCCCCAUCAACCACCAAGCACGAAAGAUUGCAUCUCAAGUAUGCGAGCAAAUCACUCCUCUUGCACGAAACGUUGAUAAAAGUCUAGAACCAAUCAUCAACAAAUACGGUGGGUUGGUCGAUUCGUGGCUUCCCGCAGAAGAAAGCGAAACCGAAGAAGAGAAGAGCGAUUCAUACCAAACCUACAGAGCUUACUCUUUGACAAGCAAGGCUCAGCGAAGACUCUCGAAACGACUCAAGCGUCAAAUCUCCAACACUCAGACCUUCACCGCCUCCCAAUUGCGUCAGAUUCAAGAUUCCAACAAUCUUCUCCGACAAGCUACCGAGACCGUUGCUACUCUCAAUGGUAAAUUAAACGAACUUGUAGUAACCGCCAAGACAAAUGCCGUGUCUCUCAGAGACACCGUACAGAAUCAGGACCUUGGUUCUACCUUGCAAAGUCUCUCAAAGAACCUUCUCACUACUACCGACUCGAUCGCCAAGUACAUCAAAGAGAACACAGGUCAACUCCCAGACUAUAUCCAAGAUUCUCUCACCCCCAUGGUCACCUUUUUCAAUGAGGUUUACGGCGACGUCAUGAAGGAAUUUCCAAAGGAUGAUGCUAAUGCUUUACAGAAGGCCAAGUACAUUGUCCACGUAACUUCACAACACACUCUCCCCGUUCUCCAGCGGUCACUCACUGAUCUGUCUGCUUCCUUAGACAGUUAUCGUACUACAUUCAAUGGUACUCUUGCUAGUACCACCGAGGCUGCAAGGGGCUACCUCGCUCCCAAUAAAACUGUUGGCGUUAACUAA